Molecule: messenger RNA, 1986 nt
Organism: Colletotrichum siamense
Lineage: Eukaryota; Fungi; Ascomycota; Sordariomycetes; Glomerellales; Glomerellaceae
Product: Genetic interactor of prohibitins 3
Exons: 2
Coding region: 1-1986 (661 amino acids)
Cellular component (GO): mitochondrion
Source: RefSeq, a predicted model, not a curated record
AUGGUCCCUGCGACCGAGCUCACACCCGAACAAAUUCUCGCGAAACCGCCGGUCGACGAGUCUGCGCACGUCCUGGCCAAGAACCUGCCCUUGAUAUGCAGUGGGUGCGGGGCACUCAGCCAAACGGCUGAGCCUGGACAGGCUGGUUACUACGAUCUGAAAAGGAGGGCGGUACGAGAAUAUGUCACCAUGGAGGAAGAAAAGGCUGGGAGGGAAGCGCAAGAGGAGGACGCGGUUGUUGAAGCGGCACUGCAGAAUCUGGGCGAGGAGAAGCUCAAGGAGCUGGGACUUGAUCCUCGCUCUUUGCGCUAUGGGGAGGAAUUGGAGUCGAACAGGCCCGUCAAAGGACCGACGUCUUGGAGAGUGCCGCUCUGCGACCGAUGCCAUAGGCUCGUCCACCACCACGAGGGCGAACCCAUCUACCACCCGAGCAUAGACUCCCUACGGGAGACGAUCGAAGAGUCGCCGUUCAAGAAGAACUACAUCUACCACAUUAUCGAUGCCGCCGACUUUCCCAUGUCGUUCAUCCCGAAGCUGCACAUGCUCCUCGACGCCAACCUCAAGCAUCGCAACCGUAGGAACAAGGCGGGCCGGUACUACAGGGAUCGCAUGUUCAACAUAGACUUCGUCAUUACCCGGUCGGAUCUGCUCGCGCCACAGGCGGAGAUGGUGGACAGGAUGAUGCCGUACAUGCGCGAGGUGCUGCGCCGCUCUUUGGGCAAGUUCGGAAAGCUCGUCACGCUCGGUAACGUGAGCUGUGUCAGCGCGAAGAGGGGAUGGUGGACCAAGCCGCUCAAGGACAAGAUUUAUAAACGUGGAGGGGCUGGGUGGAUGGUUGGUAAGGUCAAUGUCGGGAAGAGCCAGCUGUUCGAUGCUGUGUUUCCCAAGGGUACCACCGCCGACAUCUCCCUGAAAACACCGAUCAACAUUUCCCUCUUCGCGAAAGAGGAGGACGGCCCGAAUGAGCGCUACGUGACGGAAGAUGUGGAAGACGACAUGCGCCUGGAUGAGACGUCUAUGUUGCCGCCCGUUCGACCAGAGACCAACUACCCCGAGAUGCCUACGGUUUCAACUCUCCCUGGUACUACGGCAUCUCCCAUCCGUAUACCCUUCGGCAACGGAAAGGGCGAGCUGAUUGAUCUUCCUGGUGUUGCUCGUUCGAACUUGGAGAACUACGUGAAGCCUGAACACAGGUCGUCCCUGGUCAUGGAGUCAAGAAUCAAGCCGCAGCAGCAUAGCCUGAACACUAAACAGUCUCUCAUCCUCGGCGGCGGACUGAUUCGCAUCACCCCGAAGACCCCCGGUCUGGUCUUCCUUGCAUACAACUUCACACCUCUCCCGGAACACAAGACCUCCACCGAAAAGGCCAUCGAGUUCCAAGCGGAGACGCGAGAGGCGCCCCUCAAGGUGGAAAAGCUCACAGUCCAAGGAACCGGCGAGACAAUCAAGCUUGCCGGAACCUUCAAGCUCAAUCAUGAUGUGACCAAGGAGCGCUCUGGCCCUCUGACUCGCAAGGACGUUGCCAACAUGAAGGUCGAGGACCUCCCGUGGCGUGUCCUGGCCACCGACAUCCUCAUCGAAGGCUGCGGCUGGAUCGAGAUCGUGGCACAGGUGCGGACGAGGCACCUGUUCGACGGGAUGUCCUCGUUCCCCGAGCAAUCAGAACCGGAGUCUCUGGAGGAGCCUGAACCCGAACCUGAACCUGAGGCUGUUGAUCCGUUUCUGAAGAUGGAGCAGGCGGCAGAGCAGCAUGCCGUGUCAAAGGAGAAGCCCAAGCCCGCCGCCGAACCCGAGAACCCGGAGCCGAAUUGGCCCGUCGUCGAGGUCUACUCCCCCGAGGGCAAGUUCAUUGGCGAGCGUCUUCCCAUGAACGCGUGGUUGAUCAACAAGCCGCCCAAGAAGGACAUCAAGGCUCGUCCUCGUAAGAGUAUGAAGGGUGCGAAGAAGGCGGCGAAGCAGGCCAAGAGGGCUGCUGCUGCGUCGUAG